CGGUUUUUGCUGCCUUAGUUGGAGGGUUAAUCCAAAAUCCAUUUAACUGCAGAGUUAAUCGAUUGCAUUUUCUUUUAACGUAUCUGCUCGCUCUCGCUGGACAAAAAAACCCCCAAAGUGAAACAGAUUCAGCUGCGUUGCAUUUUGCUCGUCUUGUUUUCAACAUAUUUGCAAGCUGCCCUUUGCAUUUUCUCUCCCCCCCUUUCUACCAAAGAUAAUAGUAGCUCUGCUUUCUACCGCCGCGCCUUCCCCCUACAGUGGGCAGUAUUACUGGGCCCAGCAAUGGAGAUUGUGCGCUCCCGCUUGAUUCCAGCCUCCCUGCUCCGCGCCGCCUCCACCGGCGCUUUCCAACUCAAGGAGCCGCUCAACUACCGACACGGGAGCCGGCUGCAGCCGUGCGGCGGCGAUGGGGACCGCAGAACCGAGCAAGUACAUGAACCAGCUUCAGGUCGGGUGAUAUGUGACUUCAUUUGUUCCGGACGGCAGGAGGUCGAUCUGGCAGUGCAGAGUUCCAAGGAAGCAUACACUACUUGGAGCCGCCUCUCGGGGUUGGAAAGAAGCCGCGUUUUACUGGAAGCUGCAAGACUCAUAAGGGAACAGAAGGAAGAUAUAGCCAUUGUGGAAUCGAUCAAUACUGGGAAGCCCAUUACUGAGUCCAGGAUGGAUGUGGACUCUGCGUGGCAGGCCGUGGAGUAUUAUGCUGGGGUUGCUGGAACACUAGCAGGCCAGCACAUCCAGCUGUCCGGAGGGUCGUUUGCCUACACGAGGAGGGAGCCGCUGGGCGUGUGCGUGGGGAUCGGGGCGUGGAAUUACCCCUUCCAGAUCGCCUGCUGGAAGUCAGCCCCUGCCCUGGCUUGCGGAAACGCCAUGAUUUUCAAGCCUUCGCCCCUGACCCCUCUGACGGCGGUGAUGUUGGCUGAGAUCUACUCUCAGGCUGGGGCCCCCAAAGGCCUGUUCAACGUGGUGCAAGGCUCCGUGGAGACGGGGAAUCUCCUGUGUGCAAGCAAGGGUGUGGCCAAAAUCUCCUUCACUGGCAGUGUGCCAACUGGCAUCAAGAUCAUGGAAGCGGCAGCAAAAGGCGUAAAACACCUCACGCUGGAACUGGGCGGGAAAUCUCCGCUCGUUAUUUUCUCUGACUGCGACUUGGAAAAUGCCGUGAAGGGAGCGAUGUUGGCUAAUUUUCUGAGUCAGGGUGAGGUGUGCAGCAAUGGCACAAGGGUGUUUGUACAGAAGGAUAUAUUGUCACCGUUCCUUGAGAAAGUAGUGGCCAGAACUAAAGGAAUAAAACUUGGAGACCCCCUGCAUAAAGAUACUCAGAUGGGGGCACUUAUUAGUAAACCACACCUGGAUCGGGUGCUGUCUUACGUGGAGCAAGCCAAGGUUCAGGGCGCAACGGUUUUGUGCGGCGGUGACGUGUUCCUUCCCGAUGACCCAAAACUGCAAGACGGAUACUUCAUGAAGCCAUGUAUUCUAGGAGACUGCCGAGAUGAGAUGACCUGUGUGGCGGAGGAGAUAUUUGGACCUGUUAUGUCGGUCCUGCCGUUCGAUACGGAGGAGGAGGUGGUACAGAGGGCAAACAACAGUGAGCUCGGUUUGGCAGCUGGAGUGUUCACCAGGGAUCUGACUCGAGCUCACCGGCUGGCUGCUGCCCUUGAGGUUGGGACGUGUUUCAUAAACAACUACAACGUCGCCCCCAUUGAGAUGCCGUUUGGAGGCUACAAAAUGUCUGGAUUUGGAAAGGAGAAUGGAAUAGCUGCGACCGAAUAUUACACGCAGCUGAAGAGUGUGUACGUGGAAAUGGGAGAUCCAGAAUGUGCAUUCUAAACUGCUCCCAUCUCAUCCCUUCCCAAAUUCACCGUGUUCACCAGAAGCAGUGAUCAUUUAAUUUCAAAUUUUGAAACAGAUUUCAGAUAUCCUUUUUUGCAAUGAUAUACUUUGAACUUGAGCAGUUUAUCGGAGCGACAAGGAAUUGCAGAUGCUGGUUAAUGACACAAGGACACAAAGUGCUGGAGUAACUCAGUGGGUCAGGCAGCAUCUCUUGGUGAAUGUGGAUAGGUGACAUUUCAGGUCGAGUGUGAAGAAGGGUCUUGACCUGAAACAUCGCCUAUCCACAUUCUCCAGUGAUGCUGCCCGACCCGCUGAGUUACUCCACCAUUUUGUCUCCUUUAUUCAUGUUUAUCACUGUGUGGAUCCAAUUGUAAAAUGUCAACUGGUUAAUCGUUAAUAAAUUCAUAAAUCUCUC
Molecule: messenger RNA, 2242 nt
Organism: Leucoraja erinaceus (little skate)
Lineage: Eukaryota; Metazoa; Chordata; Chondrichthyes; Rajiformes; Rajidae
Gene: aldh9a1a.1
Product: aldehyde dehydrogenase 9 family, member A1a, tandem duplicate 1
Exons: 11
Coding region: 283-1824 (513 amino acids)
Molecular function (GO): aminobutyraldehyde dehydrogenase (NAD+) activity; 4-trimethylammoniobutyraldehyde dehydrogenase (NAD+) activity
Source: RefSeq, a predicted model, not a curated record